Mycotypha africana is the source of this 1669-nucleotide messenger RNA. RefSeq lists its product as uncharacterized. NCBI's taxonomy places the organism in Eukaryota, Fungi, Mucoromycota, Mucoromycetes, Mucorales, Mycotyphaceae. The transcript is spliced from 2 exons. The record is from RefSeq and is a predicted model, not a curated record. The coding region runs from base 406 to 1503 and encodes 365 amino acids. Gene Ontology annotation, molecular function: FMN binding; oxidoreductase activity.
GGUGAUUAUCGGUACUAUCAGCAUCAAUACAAUCACAGAAAACUUGUUACAGUGAACAAGCACGUUGAAUAAAAAGCCUAACGUAGUCGUACACACUUGGUUUUCAAUUAGCCUUUUAGAUUUUUAUGAUUUCUCUAAAUCUAUUAACUAAUGACAUAACAGAAAUAAAUGUUUUAAUCAACAGAUUGCCCUGUUAGUCAUCGGACAAUCAUCGGUCACACAAAGGCAGGCACCAACAAAUGAGCGGCGUGCUAUUUAUUUACGUUGGUUACUGCCACCGAUGUGUUUAGUAAGCAAAAUCCAAUGUUAAAUGACAGUAACUAACUCUGUUGCGACAUUGAGAGUUUUGUUCUUUUUAUUGUUAUUUGGAAGAAACUUUUACAGUGUUCAAUACAGCAUAAGGCAAUGAAAGCAUUCAGUCCAAUCCAAGUGGGUCAUCAUCAACUACAACACCGAAUUGUUCUUGCUCCACUCACAAGAUUUAGAGCUACACUGGAAGCUGUUCCAAGUGAAUUAAUGGUAGAAUAUUAUGCUCAACGAAGUACGCUGGGUGGCCUUUUAAUCACAGAAGCGACUUUUAUUGAUGAGCUUGCGGGCAAUUAUAAACAAGCUCCAGGAAUUUAUACCCAGGAGCAGAUGGAAGGCUGGAAAAAAGUAACGGAUGCUGUCCAUAAGAAGGGCGGCGUCAUUUUUUUACAAUUAUGGCACUUGGGUCGUGUUGGCAGCUCCAGUCUUAACCCUGCUAAAGAGCCAGUUGUGUCGGCUUCCUCUAUACCCAUUCCCGGUAAUAAUCCCAAUGGAAGGCCCUAUGAAACACCUCGUGCCUUGGAAACAGAUGAGGUGAAAGAACUCGUAAAAAGGUACAAAAGGGCAGCUAUCAACGCCAUGAAGGCUGGAUUUGAUGGUGUAGAGAUUCAUAAUGCAAACGGCUAUCUAUUGGAUCAAUUUGUCAACUCGCAUUCGAACAAGAGAACAGACGAGUAUGGUGGAAGUAUUCCUAACCGAUGCCGUUUAUCAUUGGAAGUCGUUGAUGCUAUUGUUGAAGCUAUCGGCGAGCAAAGGACUGCUAUACGCUUUUCUCCCAACGGCGGUAUUCAUGGGAUGAAAGACGAUACUCCUGUAGAGACAUGGAGCUAUCUCACCUCGCAAUUACAGCAAAAACAUCCUCAAUUAGCCUACCUACAUUUCAUCGAGGCUCGUUCGGAUUUCCGUCAAGAUGAUAAAGUCAAUACAGUUGACACUUUAGACCCUUAUCGUAAGUUGUGGAAAGGGCCCUUUAUCACUGCCGGAGGGUUCUCAACAGCUAGCGAGCAUGCUGUCCAAUUGGCAGAGAAGACCGGUAACUUGAUUGCUUUUGGUCGCUCAUUCAUCGCUAACCCUGAUUUGCCUGAAAGAUUACGCAGCAAGUACGAUUUUAACAAGUACAACAGACAAACGUUUUACACCCAUGAUGCGGUGGGUUAUACAGAUUAUCCAUUCUAUAACACUAUCAGCCAUUUGUAGCAUUUGACUUUUUCUUUAUCUCUCACUCUAUCUAUAUUACUCCCCUUCGGUUGAACAAUGCAACUACGUUAAGCACUUCGAUGUUACUCUCUUGUCUGUGAGAAUGCUUACUAUUAAUCGAGUUUUUACCGCAGCGGAAAUGUCGAACGGUACUCUUUUGUUGACC